Messenger RNA from Eimeria tenella, 641 nucleotides. RefSeq names its product cytochrome c oxidase, putative. Gene Ontology annotation, cellular component: eukaryotic translation initiation factor 2B complex. The transcript has 4 exons. The record is from RefSeq and is a predicted model, not a curated record. NCBI's taxonomy places the organism in Eukaryota, Apicomplexa, Conoidasida, Eucoccidiorida, Eimeriidae. The annotation marks the transcript as partial. Gene Ontology annotation, molecular function: guanyl-nucleotide exchange factor activity; translation initiation factor binding; translation initiation factor activity.
ACAAUGUCUCCUUAAAACACUCUUUUGUUGCUGCUAACUGCUGCAUCAAAGCAGCAGCAACUGUCUCCCCGGGCUGUCUCCUUGGCCCGGGCGUCGUUGUGGGCGCCGGCGUGCUGCUGCCCCCCUUCACGCGCUGCUGCGUCCCCCAGCAGCAGCAGCAGCAGCAGCAGCAGCAGCAGCAGGACUUGGGGCCCGAUGGAGUUGGGAUCGUCGUUCCCUACCUGGGAUCGUCUCCAGCAGACUUCGAAGUCCAGAACCUCGGGGUGUCUGUACUCCCCAGAAUCAAGCUGCCCCUCCCCAAGUUCGACAACGACGACGAUGAGACACAGUCGAGGGCUUCGGAGGCCUUUACAGCAAUUAGCGACGCAGAAAGCCCUUCAGUAGCUCAACAUGACGAUCAAGAGGACGCAGCGUUUGCUGCUGAGAUAAGCGCAAUGGCGCUGGAGGCGCUGCAGCAGCCGCAGCAGCAGCAGCACAAAAUUUUGGAAAUGAAAGCUUACAGAUUGGCCAGCAACAAAACAGAUGGAGAUGUUGCUGAAAUUCUUUUCUUCACUUUGCUGCAGCAGCUAAUGCUCACCGCCCCCAGAAGCAAAGAAGCUUUUGUGGAGUGGCUGAAGGACGAGGAGACAGAAAGCGAUUAA